AUGCAGCUUUCCGGGUGCAUAUCGCAUUUUAUUCGAGAGUUAUUGUGAUUUUUAUUUUUCGCCGUGUGACGUAAAGUUGAGUGAUAUCAGCGACAAGAGACGAUCUGUUCAGGAUUCAAUUCAAGGCUAUCCGUUUAUUGAUAUUUAGAAGUGGGAUCAAGUUUACAUGGGAGAGAUCCAUUGUUUCCAAGGAAUCCCCAGGCCCAAAAGAAGGUAUAUAAAUAUGAGUAAGGCUGUGAGAUCGCUCAUGUACAAAUUUUUCAUUUGUUACUACCUAUACUGCCUCGAAGACUUGUUAGAUUGUAUCAAAACGGGGAAAAAUAUGUAUAAUUAAAUACAUAUUAGUACGCAGACACGCCACUGUUGUAAUGACCGGAAGCAAAUGGGGAAACUUGGUCACACUAGUUUUGAUAUCACAUCUGCACCGUGUACAGAGCCCUGUCAGUCAUCACAAAAAGGAAGUAUUAUCUUCGAAGACUGGUCAGCACUUAGUCAAAGUAUCCUCCCGAAAUGGACCACUGAUCUCAAAAACAUCGCUCACCUAUCAAAAGCCUGUACAAAACAACAAAGACUACACAUCAGACUAUGGAGCUCAUUUACACCAAACGAGUAGUUCUAGUAAAUAUAUGAGUACGUCAUGCCACAACGGAAUUUCUAGAAGCUCCGUCAUCCAUGCAGAUUUACCGUUAUUAGAAUCGACCAAAUCAGCUUCGCGGACGAAUCUGAACCAGGGAAAGCCCCCGGUGAAUCCCCUAGUGUCACCGAUGGGAGAUCCGAUAUUUCCUGCGAUAAACAACAACUCGCGCAACGACCAAGAACUCUCUAACAACAACAAGGAAGGCAGCGGAUUUCCCCUAACACCGUCUGAUGCACUUCGCCUAUACGGAAACCGCCUUUCAGAAUACGAAAAGACUGAAAUAGAAAAAUAUUCGAAAAUAUGGUAUCUCGGUCUAUCAGCCUGCAAAAUACACGGCGAACAGGGAGGCAGCCAAAACGGAGGUUAUGAUGAUGACAGUGGCAGUUACAAUAAGGUCCUACAUGAUCACAUCGGUUACCGCUACGAAAUCCUGGAAGUGAUAGGCAAAGGCAGUUUCGGCCAGGUGAUCCGAGCUCUUGACCACAUGACCAACCGACAUGUGGCGAUCAAGAUCAUCAGAAACAAGAAGCGGUUCCAUCAUCAGGCGCUAGUCGAGGUCCGCAUCCUGGACCACCUCAGGAGAAAGGAUAAGGAGUGCAACCACAACGUCAUACACAUGCUGGAGUACUUCUACUUCAGAAAUCAUUUGUGCAUAAGUUUUGAACUGCUUAGCCUGAAUCUGUACGAGCUGAUCAAGAAAAAUAACUACCAGGGAUUCAGUCUCAACUUGAUCAGGCGCUUAGCGAAUUCACUCUUGAAAUGCCUGAGGCUUCUGCAGAAAGAAAAUAUCAUACAUUGCGAUCUCAAGCCAGAAAACGUCCUCUUGAAGCAAAGAGGUAGUAGUUCAAUAAAGGUUAUAGACUUCGGUAGUUCUUGUUACUCAAACCAAAGAGUUUACACUUAUAUACAGUCAAGAUUUUAUCGAUCUCCUGAGGUGAUAUUGGGAUUAACUUACGGUACUGCCAUAGAUAUGUGGAGUUUAGGUUGUAUUUUAGCAGAAUUAUAUACAGGAUAUCCCCUUUUCCCUGGAGAAAAUGAGGUAGAACAACUAGCCUGUCUUAUGGAAGUUUUAGGACCACCACCUGACGAACUGAUCAACCUUGCUACUAGAAGACGUCUGUUUUUUGAUUCCCGUGGAAAUCCUCGCUGCAUAACGAACUCCAAAGGCAGGAAGCGAAAACCGGGAUCGAAAAAUUUGGCUAUGGUGCUCAGGUGCAAUGACCCGCUUUUCAUCGAUUUCUUGUCGAAAUGUUUGGACUGGAACCCCAAACGACGUCCGCUACCUGACGAGGCUUUGCGACACCCCUGGAUCACUUCUGGAGGAGGAAGUAGUCAGCAGAAAUCAUCGUCAGGAACCGACCUUCGUCACAGUCACUCUGAGGCUAACGUGGCAGGUGAUCUGGCUAGUGGCGGCGGUGGAGGCAGUCUUUCUUCCUCCUCAAGUACUUCAGGUGGUGGAACGGGGCAGUCCAGAUCGCAUCGCUGCUCGGUGCCAGGCUUGCCGAAAGGUGCCGUCGAAAAAGUGGUGAAGGCAAAGAUCGUCGAGACGAGAUUGCACGACAGCGUUUCCAAAUUGGACGCUAACCUCAACGAUUCCGGGACGUUCUUGCCACCGAUCCUGUAGGGAUGAUGUUGCUGUGACGUCGCGCUUUAGUGAUCAAAACGAGUUAAAGGAGAUCUCCUCAUUAGAAGGACAUGAAGUCUAGGUUCCCAGUUUGGAAGUAGGGCUUUAAAGUGGUACUUAAACCCGAAGAUAGUUCGAGGCUGAAACUAGGAUUUCUGGUACAAGCAGAGAAAAAAACGAAUAGAUAGUCAAUGUUAUAGUAAUAAUCCAGGAAAUCAAUACCAUAUAUCAUAAGUAAUAUUAAAAUUAAGCCAAACACGCAAACAGUAAAAAUAAUGUUUAAUCCGUAUUAAUUAUUAUAAUUUACUUUACAUACCUGUGUUCAAAAAAAAGCAUAAUCCCCCUUUGACAUUAUCAAAAAACUUCAAAAACUUAUCACGAUCAGAUAUUUGUGAGUGUACAUUUCCUGGAUUACAAAUUUGUAUACAAUUUUGUUUCGUAUCCUCAAUGUAAAACGGUAUUCUAUUUAUUAGGCGUUCUGUCCAUAUUGGAUACAAUAAACUUAACACUAAAAUUUAUAUACAGAAUAUUCGAAAAGUUUCCGACUCUCCCUAUCUCUGAAAGUACUGCAAAAACAAAAAAUAGUCAAGACAAAGGUUGCAUGGUUUUUAGGAGACAGUGGCCUUGAUGUUGACCUUCAAGGUAUCUAUUAGAGUCCAUCGAUGCAAAGAACGAAGAAUUUUUGGUUCGAAAAUGACCUUGACCAUCACCUCAAGGUGAGUUAGAAGUCAACUAAUUUGAAGGUUACAUCCACUUGUAGGCCCAAACUGCUUCCUAGUUGACACUGUCAAGUUCACCAUUGGACACUAUUAUCAAAACACUGCAACUCUUGUCGGGCUUCUUGCGAGCAGUAUUUUCCAAGAUCAGAUACUUUUUGAGCAUCUCGUAGUAUUUUGAAAGCGUGUAACGUCGUUUUCCAUUUUACCAGGGCUUAGUGCCAUCAAUGAUGAUGUUUUAUAAAAUAGUUCUAUUCUAUAAAAUGGAUAUAUUUCUAUCACGAAGGGCCAACGAUCCUACGACCAAUAAUAAUGCUUCUUUAGAUAUUAGGUAUCUGUUACUAAUUGGGAAAGUAAACAAUCAAAUUCUUUAUAAUGAGUAUACCUUGCGUGAUUCGCCAAGAAAUCGUUGAAAUAAAAUAUAUUUGUAUGUCGAUAGUUUAUCAAAAAAAUAUCAGUUGAAUACUGCAAAGCUUUAUAGUAGCUGUUGGCUUUUUAAAUUUUAUUUAAUACCGAUUUUAAUGUUUUAAAUUCAAACUGUGAUUGCGUAUAAUGAAAAAAUUUGUGUCUACGUGUUUUAAUAUAUACGACAGGUCUAAAAAAAUCAAUCCUGAGUUGCGAAUUAAACUUCGUUCCUUAAUGCCUCCUUAGUGUAAGAACGCCUUAUUAACUGCCUUGUCAAUUAAGAGUGACAGGAUCGUUGUCAAACGUCAUGAUUUGCCACUUGUCAAAUAUAAGACGUCAACAGCUGGGCCGCCUUUGUCAUUGGGAAACAUAUAUUUGACAUUUUUUCUGUCGCUGUCAAAAAUGUCACGGCAAACAAACUUUCAAUAAGGAGGCCUUAAGUCAAACUUCAAGACGCUGCUUCAUAUGUAUGGAAACCGAAACGUCAAAAAAAAUCUUGUACUUUCGAUUAAUCUGUGCCUGUUACUUUCUAGAAUCAUACGCGAUGAAUGUCAAACGUAAAGGUACCUUUUGAGUAUUAACAUAACUGUCCUCUCAAAAAUGUCUGUAGACUAGGUCUCCUUGAUAUGAUAGAUUAGUUGAUUUUUUAUAACUUAGACUUAAGCUACAUCUGUAUGUUUUCUAUCUCUUAUUUUCUAGUACUGUACUGUAGUGAGUAUAUCAUCGUACAUAGAUAGGGUACACAAGGCGUUCAUCUUACAAUAUGCAGUUGCAUUUUCUAUCUUAAAUAAAUUUUGUUUAUGUUCAAUAGUGCUUUGAAAUCGUGCUGGCAAGUCUCUCAUUUUGGGGAAAACAGUACGCCACUGGUUUUUGCAGUAAAUUAAUAUCGGUAUCUUAAUGCCGGAUUGAGUUUACCUGAUAAUAUACAAAUCUUUUUUUUGAGUGUGUGAGAAGAGUGAGAGAGAAAUUUUUUAUUUCGGACCUUCCGAUUUGUCUCAUUUAAAUACACAACUCGGUGCUUAUACCAGUUCAAACCAGUCACGACUCUUUUUUUACACCUGUUGCAAUGAAAGAAAUCGUAGGAAGUACUAUUUUCUGUUUGCAAUGCUCGGCCUACUAUUGUUAGGUUUAAAUUUUUAUUUAAGUAUUAUCACAUUCUCAGCGUCUAGAAUGUUCUGUCAUUCAGUUGGAAAGUUUUCCAAGUCUCAAAAAUCAAAAUACGGUCAUACUUUAAUUGCUUUUACAUUAGCAGAAUGUUUUUACAAAAAAUCAAGGUGUCGUAGCUAGGCUGUCCAGCUAACAUGGUGAAAUAAACAAACAUGCAAUAAACUUUAUCACUCACCAUGCAGGCACAGGAGGCUGGAAAUUUCAUCACUGAUCACUAAAAGCCCGAGUUUUCUUUCGAGUGUCCAACCGCUGACAAAAUGCAGUACAUUUGUCCAUUGUCCGUUUAAUCAUACGAUUGUUCGUAAAAGAUACUCCCGAAACACAGACAAAUAUGAAAACGUUUUCCCGUUUUUCAAAUUUCUUCGUGAGCACCCGUACGCAGAACUCAAUAACAAACUAGCGUAUGGGAUGCGUGGGUGCCUUCGUCGUGCAUGUCCGCUGUUGCCAGCGUUGCGGAUAUAUCGCUAAAUCUGAUUUCAUUUCAUUGGGCGGGAGAAAAUCAGGUAUUGGAGAACAGCAAAUAUUUAGCGAAAAACGAUAUAAAAUAAACUGUCUAGGUCUGACAUUAUUGGAUCAUGAUCUGGCUUAUCUUAUGCUUCUCAAAGUACCUAGGUAUGUUGUUUUCAUGAACGAAGAUGUUUAUUUGGCUUUAUAAUGGUUAUUUCAUCUCCUGCCAUUGUAAAUUUUCACAGAAACUAUUGUUUAACUAAAUGAAAUUAAUUGGUUAUGUAAACUUUCUUCAGUGAGAAGGAAACUAAAUUAUAUAUGCUUAUAUAUAAGAGCAGAUCUAAAUUUAUGCUUUCAAAAUGAGGAUGACCCACACUCCACCGAUCUUCAACUAUAGAACCAACUUUGUUCUUUUGACAAGAUUCCAAAAUCCAUCACUAUAAACAAAUAAAUAUGGACUUUAUUUACGGCAACGUGAACAAUACAUAUAUUUAACAGCAUGGCAGUGACCUAUAAUUACAUUAUGUGAUUUAAAACAUCCAGAUAUUAAAAGAUAUCCGAUUACCAGUAUAUAUUCCGACUCAAGCUCACGAUUUUUUUGUCAAAAUUGCAACAAGGUAUUGUAUGAUUAGCAGGUUAGUCUGGCAAAUUUUUAUUUUAGGAGCUGGCAACCAUGUACACGCCACCUGUUCCUGGAAGAUGAGGAUGCAGGGUUCCAAUAUAAUUAGAACUACACAUUAAACACUUUACACAGUGCGUUCCAUUCCGUAUGUUCAGAAAAAAAUUGCAUAGCAAUCAAAAUACUAUUAUUCGUGUAAAGUCCUAACUUUGAUCAGUACAAACCGGAAGAAAUAUGUCCUAUGAAGGAGGUGUGAUCUGAAGGAUGCUUUUGAAUCAUUUUUUUUGUAUAGCAGUUGAGAAGGCUGUAUACAGGAUGAUGCCAAAAAAUAUUAAAGUGUCGGGAUGCUCUAUUUAUAAUACGAAAUUGGAACUUUUGGAACUGACAUCGUAUUUAUGGUGUACGCACCCGAUAUUCAUUUAAAACGGAGAAUUUUUGAGUUCAUAUUUACAGAAACGCCAUUUUCAUUCAUUUUGAAUUAUCCUCUGUCAGCUGUUAACAUAUUUAUAUUACCAAAGCAUUAUUGAAUACGGAAUUUGGCAAAUUUUAUUUAAGAUAGACAUUUAGGAUGCUGGAGAAAUCCUAAUGAUUGAUAUGCGAAUAAGAUAUUGUUUCUGGUUUUACAAAGAAUAAUAAUUAUAGGUAUAUAUGUAUACUUUCUUCCUGUGAAUGCGCAUUGUGUAUUAAGUGUAUUUAAUGAAAUCUGUACACCCCCAAUGUGAUAUAUACUGAUAAUAUUGUAGAUAUGUUAGUUAGUUAUAGUGCCCUGGCCUAGUAAGGAUGUUAUUACAAGGUAUUACAUAAUCAAACGAAAGAGACGAUUUUUAUUUCUCUGAUCACUAAAAAUUGCACUUUGAUAAAGAGAUAUUUUACACUAACCGUAACACGUUUUUCUUUUAUCGCUUACAUACGAAAAAUGUAAUAAAUUGUUGUAAUAAGUUGUUAAAUAAGACUGAC
Acanthoscelides obtectus is the source of this 6572-nucleotide messenger RNA. NCBI's taxonomy places the organism in Eukaryota, Metazoa, Arthropoda, Insecta, Coleoptera, Chrysomelidae. The record is from the annotation of a GenBank genome assembly.